CCCGCCCCUAAUGUUUAGUUGCUGAGCCACUUUUGAGUACUAACCAUAUCGGGUACUGGCGGUUCGCUGUACAAUAUAUUGACAUAUAUUUAAUGUAAGAUGGCGGCUAUUCGUUUAUUAGAGAUAUUAUUUGUCUUGUAUUUUGUAUCUCACAUUCCUAUCACGUUGUUUAUCGACUUGCAAGCUGUUCUACCUGGAUAUCUCUAUUCCCAAACUCUGAAAGACGUCCUCAAUGUCUACGCAGAGAAGUUUAACGAUCCAAUGGUGUUGGAUCCCCCCGCGUGGUUCAAGUCAUUUGUCGUCUGUGAGGCUUUGCUCCAAACUCCUUUCUUUCCCAUUGCAGCCUACGCUUUCUUCAAAGGAGGCUGCCAAUGGAUCAGAACUCCGGCCAUCGUUUAUUCCACACAUGUCACCACCACGCUGAUCCCAAUCCUGUCCCACAUCCUAUUUCAUCAGUUCCCCGUUGACAGCCCCCGGGGCCCUCAGACGCCACAUGAGCGUUGGACGCUGGCCUCCAUAUACGCCCCGUACUUGUUCGUCCCCGUCCUGCUCCUCUGCACCAUGCUGCUGUCGUCCACGUACAAUCCCACCACCAAGUCUGCAAAAACGUCUGCGGUCAAAGCCAAGAAGAAAAACUGAAGGGUUUUGUCUUAUUUCAAGACACCCGUGCUGUACUUCCGUAUUCCGGAGGUCAGUGAAGGCACCUUGGGCACGACUUGGUGUGACGGUGACGUGUGAUCGGUGGAAGAAAAAAACAACCGAAGACAUCAGUGCCCAUCAGAUAAACCUGCUAUUGUAUUGUGUGUAAUAACACACAGACAUCCUCCUAUUGAAUUUGAGUGUUUCACUUUGUCCCAGCUAGCUACACUGGUUUACAGGUCGGGCUUAUCCUCUGAUCUCCCUCUUGGUAUCGCUUCCCAGGGGUAGCUUGAGCUCACCGUUUGGAUCUGGAUUACGUGAGACUGAAUGGUCAUACACUGUAGGUCAUUCAACCGGGACAUUUAUUGAUCCUUUCAUUUCAUUUGAUCCAAUUUUGCCAUUCAGCUCGUUCGAGAACCGCAAGUUGUGUGAAAAGACGGUCACAGUCGGACAUUCAAGAGUUUAGAAAAGGUCAGAUUGAGUUCACCUGUGAAAGGUCAUAGUGCAUUUUUAAGUUCAUCCUGAAAUUUCACCUGAAAUGUGAAUAUCCAUAAUUUUUUGUGAGUAGAGUAGCCCACCGUUUGACGCCCCUGCACAACCUGAAGCUCCAUUGUUCCAUUGAAGGAUCAUGAUGGCUCCCCCUCCCACUGUGCCGUGUGGAAAGCAUCUCAGGUGGGAUCUCCUUGUGAUGCCAGUAACGUUGAAAGCCAUCAAGGUUGCAUUUUUUCCUCAUCAGAGAAUAAAACUUUCUUCCACCUUUCAAUGUCCCAUGCUUGGUGCUCCAAAUGGGCAAUUUUGUGGUGUUGAAACUUUUUUUGUUGUUUGUUUGUUCUUAAAACCCUUCUCUCCCAGACGCCGUCUGAUGGUUAUUGGACUGCACUCGGCACCGGUAACGACCUUCAUUUGGCUCGAGGAUGGUCCUGUUUUUUCAAUCAGAAGUAUUUCUAAUAAUAUAAAAUAUGAAAAAUUACAACUUUAAUUUGUUGCUAUUAUAAACUCUUGAUCAAAAUCUUAAGAGCAGUUGAAAAAUUGCGAGAAUUAGCAUUUUGCACAUUUGAAUCCUAAUGAGGUUUUAAGAAGAGCUACAAUAUCCAAAAACAAGAAGGGGUAUUGAGACAAAAAGCAUUUUGAAAAAGUAAUUCAUUGAAAACAACAAUUCAACUGAAAUAGGCUGUUUAUCAGCUGAUCAAAAGUUUAAGACCUCAGGCUAUAAAAGCCAAAAUCUGCUCAAAAUGUUCAUUUUCUGUCAGGCAUUCACACUGUCAUGCCCUCCUGAUGGCUAAAGCUAAGAAGCUUUCUCUUUUUCAACGUGGUCGGAUUGUGGAGAUGCAUAAGCAAGGCCUCUCGCAGCGUGCCAUUGCUGCUGAGGUUGGGUGCAGUAAAUCAGUCAUUUUACAUUUUUUGAAAGAUCCUGAGCAUUAUGGGACAAAAAAGUCAAGUGGUAGACCCAAAAAAAUCACACCUGUGCUGAGCCGGAAGAUCCGAUUGGCUGUCCAUCAAGACACAGGACAGUCUUCCACCCACAUUAAGGCCCUUACUGGUGCAGACUGCAGCGCAAUAACCAUCAGACGGCAUCUGCAGGAAAAGGGUUUAAAAAACAAAUUCAAAGACCUCGUCUCCUUCAACGCCACAAAACUGCACGUUUAGACUUUGCCAGGGAGCAUCAAACAUGGGACAUUGAAAGGUGGAAAAAAGUUUUAUUCUCUGAUGAGAAAAAAUGUAACCUUGAUGGUCCAGAUGGCUUCCAACGUUACUGGCAUGAGGAGGAGAUCCCACCAGAGACGUUUUCUACCCGGCAUAGUGGAGGGGGGUCCGUCAUGAUCCGGGGUGCUUUUUCAUUCAGUGGAACGCUGGAGCUUCAGAUGGUGCAGGGUUGUCAAACGGAUGCAGAUGUUGCAUGACUGAGGACCCUCGUCUGUGUGGUAACAGCUGGCUUUUUCAACAGGACAAAGCUGCAGUUCACAAUGCUCGCUUGACCAAGGACUUCUUCAGGGAGAAUAACAUCACUCUUUUGGACCAUCCUGCAUGUUCCCCUCAUUUAAAUCCCAUAGAGAACAUUUGGGGAUGGAUGGCAAGGGAAGUUUAUAAAAAUGGCCAUCAGUUCCAGACAGUUGAUGCCCUUGGUGAAGCCAUCUUCACCACUUGGAGCAACGUUCCCACCAGCCUCCUGGAAACACUCGCAUCAAGCAUGCCCAAAGCAAUUUUUGAAGUGAUUAACAAGAACGGUGGAGCUACUCAUUACUGAGUCCUACUGAGAACAUUUUUGGUUCUGGUUUGGAGAGUUUUUUGUUAUUUUUUGAGCGAUGGCCUUAAACUUUUGAUCAGCUGAUAAACAGCCUAUUUCAGUUUCAUUGUUCUUUUCAAUGAAUUAUUUUUCAAAAUGCUUUUUGUCUCACUCCCCCUUCUUGCUUUUGCAUAUUGUAGCUCUACUUAAAGUCUCAUUAAGAUCCAAAUGUGCAAAAUACAAAUUCUAGCA
Molecule: messenger RNA, 3115 nt
Organism: Dunckerocampus dactyliophorus (ringed pipefish)
Lineage: Eukaryota; Metazoa; Chordata; Actinopteri; Syngnathiformes; Syngnathidae
Gene: tmem97
Product: transmembrane protein 97
Exons: 3
Coding region: 100-639 (179 amino acids)
Cellular component (GO): endoplasmic reticulum
Source: RefSeq, a predicted model, not a curated record